UGUAUCUCCUCUUCCCAUCUAAGAACAGAAAAGGACAUCCUGUUUGGAAUAGGUGGGGUUUGGAGAAAGAUGGUGAGAUUCCACAGAAUAAGCAGAGGUUUGAAGAGGCUGCGUCUUUGAUGUAGGAGCAGUCGCCGAAGCCACGCUCACGAUGAGGCUGCUCCGAAGACAUUACGGCCCACUGAAGCUGGCUUUGGUGGGCAUUGCCUUUGUGAUCUUUCUCUUCAUCAUGCAAAGGGAUGUGGGCAAUGGGGACCAAAGGGAGGAGCCUUGGCUAAAGAACAUUGUGGUCAAGAAAGACCAAAUGAUUGACAUAAUGAUGGGAGCCGUCAACAACAUCCGGGACUCCAUGCCAAAGCUGCAGAUUGGAGCUCCGGUUCAGCAAGAGGUGCCUGUCCGGGACAGCAAGUCCUGCCUGCCGGGAUAUUACACACCAGCAGAACUGAAACCCUUCAUGGAACGUCCACCUCAAGACCCCAAUAGCCCAGGCGCUGAUGGCAAACCUUUCAAGAAGGACCAGUGGACACCAGAGGAGACGAAAGAGAAAGAACGUGGCUACGACAAGCACUGUUUCAAUGCCUAUGCCAGUGACCGGAUCUCUCUCCAAAGGGCCUUAGGACCAGACAGCCGGCCUCCAGAGUGUAUCGACCAAAAAUUCAAACGAUGCCCUCCCCUCCCGACCACCAGCGUCGUCAUCGUUUUCCAUAAUGAGGCCUGGUCGACUUUGCUUCGCACUGUGUACAGUGUUCUGUAUGCCUCCCCAGCUAUAUUGCUAAAAGAAAUCAUUCUUGUGGACGAUGCCAGUACAGAUGACUACUUGAAAGACGAGUUAGACAACUAUGUGAAGCAAUUGCAGAUAGUGAAGGUCGUCCGGCAGCUGGAAAGGAAGGGUUUAAUAACAGCCCGAUUGCUCGGUGCCAGCGUUGCUACAGGAGAUGUACUCACGUUCCUGGAUGCUCACUGUGAAUGUUUCCAUGGGUGGUUAGAGCCUCUCUUAUCACGAAUUGCUGAAGAGCCCACAGCCGUGGUCAGUCCAGAUAUCACCACAAUCGACUUGAACACCUUUGAGUUCUCCAAGCCAACUCAAUAUGGCAAGGUGCAUAGUCGGGGGAACUUUGACUGGAGUCUGACUUUUGGAUGGGAGUCCAUCCCUCAACAUGAGAGGCAGAGGAGGAAAGAUGAGACUUAUCCUAUCAAGACCCCCACAUUUGCUGGUGGCCUCUUUGCCAUCUCCAAGUCCUAUUUUGAACACAUCGGCUCAUACGACAACCAGAUGGAGAUCUGGGGAGGGGAAAAUGUGGAGAUGUCCUUUCGGGUUUGGCAGUGUGGGGGUCAGCUGGAGAUCAUUCCUUGCUCAGUCGUUGGCCACGUGUUCCGUUCCAAAAGCCCCCACACCUUCCCGAAAGGGACUCAAGUGAUCUCCAGGAACCAGGUGCGCCUGGCAGAAGUCUGGAUGGACGACUACAAGGAAAUCUUCUACAGGAGGAACCAGCAGGCCUCGCAGAUGGCUAGAGAGAAAACGUACGGAGAACUCACUGAGCGUCUUGAGCUGAAGGAGCGGUUACAUUGCAAAAACUUCACCUGGUAUCUACAAAGCGUUUAUCCAGAGAUCUUCAUCCCAGACCUUACACCAGCUUUCUUUGGAGCUAUUAGAAAUGAAGGUGUCAAACACUGUCUGGAUGUUGGAGAGAACAACCAUGGAGGGAAGCCACUGAUUAUGUACCCCUGCCAUGGGAUGGGAGGCAAUCAGUACUUUGAAUACACAUCCCAACGAGACCUACGGCACAACAUUGGCAAGCAACUGUGCCUCCGAUCCAAGACGGGGCCCGUUGAGUUGGGAGAAUGUCACUAUACAGGGAAACACUCCCGUGUGCCGGAAAAUGAAGAAUGGGAACUAACUAGUGAUCACCUGCUUAAAAAUAUGGCCUCUAACAAGUGUCUGUCCGCAAGAGGCGAGCAUCCCUCCAUGGCUUCCUGCAGUCCUAUAGAUCCCUUUCAACUUUGGUACUUCAGCUAAGCAAUCCCACCAAAGGUCAAAGCAGCAGGAGCAAAGCCUGUUUGCAGGGACCUCCUGUGGAGGCUUCUGUUUUCUUAACGCUGCUAUCCAAAAAUCAGAGGAUAGAUUCAAGGAGAAGAGAAAAGGACUCCUUCAAAUAGGCUGCAUAAUCACACGCAUGCCUGUAACACUCACGUGCCUUUUGCGAUGCAGUGGUUAAACAGACCCAGCAAACAUUGGUGCAUCUACUUUUUCUUUUCUUUUCUUUUCUUUUUCUUUUUUUUAGUAAAAGUUGCAAGCUGGUACGUUUGUUCUUUUUAGUACCGUAAGAAUUGUUAAUCAAAGGUCCAUAUUGCGAGAUGAACAUUGGUGAUUUUAUUCUGCGGUAAAUAGAAAGUGGACGUUGGUACAAUGCGACAUGAAAGCAAAUCCCCUAAUUCGUAUGCGGUGAGCAGUGUAGGAAAGUAGCACCUUGAUGAAGAAACCAGCUACAGAGCCUGUCCUCAGGGUAGUUUAGAAAACAUCCGAUGCCAAAGAUAACGACUUUAAUCUCUGUUACAUAGGAAAUGCAUAAUUGGACAGCACUGGGCUUUGGGAGAAACUGCAUCGCAAAGGCCUGGAAGAUGACUCUUCGUGCUUUUGCAGUUCUUUUAAAGGUCUUUGCACAGAGAUGCUGGUGGGUUGUGAAUAACAGCUGCUCCCAAAGGUUCACUAAGUUAGCCUGCAUUUAAAAUAGCAAACACUGGAGUGCGGUAUUGCUGCGUGACUGAAACCCUCAGCUCUUUGCACAGGCUGCGGCCAGCGCCUUACCUCAAGCUGUGGGAACUCUCACCAGCACCCUGCAAAGAAAUACUAAUUCCACUGAAGAAGAAAACCCGCGUCCUCUAGGCAGCUUCACCCUCUACCAAAGAAACAUGGACUUGGGAAGGGAGGUCAGUUCUUGGAUUCAUGCAAAGGAAUAAUGUAGGCUGGUGAUUUGCUGGACGACAUCUAUGACCCCGAUGCCAGGGAUUGGCUGUGCCACUUCAGCCCUUCUACACCCUGCAGUCCAGACGUCUAGAAGGCUUCAACCUGGCCUGAUUCCUCACCUGUCUGUGUGAUUCAUGGGGGCCAGCCCAGGUUUCGUAUUCAGCAUGGAUUGGCUUUCUGUACUGGAAGAAGGCCUUUGCCUUUCCCCUGGAUACUUUUGUAGCCUCAUUGCAAUGCCAAGAACCAGGCAUGCUGCUAAUGUGCCUUUUUCUUAAAUAAAUAAAAACGAGAGACGACCAUAGGAAGCUGCCUCCUUUUAGGAAAUGGGUGCUGUGUACAAACCUGCACAAUCACCUCGGUGAAUAGGAGUUAAGACAAUGCAAAGCCAAGGGGGAGAAAAAUUGAGAGUGAGUGAGUGUGUUUGUGCGCACAAACACCCACCAAGAGUAGUGGUGGAGUAUAUUGUCACUGGAUAUUGUUAGUUACACUUGCCUGCCGGAGCAAAUCUUUGUUCCCAUUUUUUGUUUUGUACGCCGUUAGGAAAAAAAAUAGAUAUUCUUUAUCCUUGGAUUUCAAUGGAAGGGAGUAAUUUUUUUUAAAGACAAGGUUGAUAUGUUGUUCUCAUCCACAAAGUAGCACCUUCCUUGUGACUGACCGUGAACCUUAGUACCUCUUGUUACCUGUAGCUGAUUAGCAAUUGCACUGUCAGUUUAAUGUAAAACAUAGAUGAAUCCAAAGGGGGGGGGGAUUCCUGGAUAUGUAAGAACUGGGUGUUUAGGAGCACACUACACUUUAAAAGCUGUUUGGUUGACAUAGGAGGCAAAAUUGUCUGACCAUGGGAGGUUGCUCCUACUUUCCCUUCUUAAAGUGCACUGCUGGUUUCUGUACCAUUUUUAGCAUCUUUGAAGAAAGAUGACUGGCAAAAGAGCAGAGAUGUGGACUCUUCCUAGAUUUUGAAUGCGAAAGCUGGCAUUCCUAUUCCCAAGUGAUUGUGUUCAUUUCCAGGAAGGCUUCAGUUAAGUUGGAAAGGUCUGCCCUUGUGAACUUGAUUAGAAACAAUAAAACUGAAAUUAUUUUA
This is a messenger RNA of Elgaria multicarinata webbii, 4043 nucleotides long. RefSeq names its product polypeptide N-acetylgalactosaminyltransferase 6 (gene GALNT6). Bases 152 to 2017 code for a protein of 621 amino acids. Gene Ontology annotation, cellular component: Golgi apparatus. The record is from RefSeq and is a predicted model, not a curated record. The transcript is spliced from 11 exons. Gene Ontology annotation, molecular function: polypeptide N-acetylgalactosaminyltransferase activity. Gene Ontology annotation, biological process: protein O-linked glycosylation. Lineage: Eukaryota; Metazoa; Chordata; Lepidosauria; Squamata; Anguidae.